Molecule: messenger RNA, 282 nt
Organism: Rotaria sp. Silwood2
Lineage: Eukaryota; Metazoa; Rotifera; Eurotatoria; Philodinida; Philodinidae
Source: the annotation of a GenBank genome assembly
AUGGAUCCUGUGUCUUUUAAUCAUCCAAAUAUUUGGUCAUUCAUAAAAUUUCUACAAGGAGAAGAAAAUCGUUUUCACCAUAUACGUGUUCAAUUUAAUACAGGUUUAGGAGCAAGACCAAAACAAGCGAAAACAAUAGCUAUUCAACGUUGUGUAGAUAAUCUUGGUGAACGAUAUUAUGACGGUACUAUAAAUGCUAUGGAAUUCUUAGAUGGUUUAUCAUUUACAGUUGCUAAGCGAAAAAAUGACACAUUGCCAUUUUUUUUUAUUAUCUAUAUUUGA